CGCAUCUACGCACGCGAUGGGCUUCGCGCUCAGGUGACAGCCUCGAUCCAUGCCGUCCCAGAACAGCCCAAAACUUCGGUUAUGAAUGAGAAUACUUCCAGAACUGUCCGCAGAGAGCUUAUUUAGAAACGAGGACCACCGGAGCUUUACAAAGAGCCCUUCUCCAAAUGCCGUCCGCCGCGCGGAUGAGAGAAGAGGAGGGAAUGGGAUUUAUUUACAAGCCGGAGUCCGGUUCUUCCGUCGGGGUCGAGUGAGUCGAUACGCUCGGGGCAAAAAGAAUAAUUUUAACAGCGGAGCCGCGGCAGAAGACAGCUCGGGGCAGAGUAAGGAGAGCGCGGGAGGGACUGUCGCUGGAUGCUGCAUGAGGCGCUUCGUGAGGGGCGAUGGAGAUGCUGAGGGACUGGAGACCUCCAACACUUCUGCUUCUCACCUUGCUGCGGUUGUUCCCAGGUGAUUCUCAGCGGGUCGAGAUGCCACGGAAAGACAUGGAGGUAAUCAUGGGACAAAUGGUUGUUCUGGAGGCCUGGUACACCCCCACUACCUCCAUCGAGAAGAACGCGGUCAUCUGGACCUUCAUGGCCAAUCACUCCAAACAAGUCAUCUCCUACUUCUCGGGACAGAUUGGCAUCGGUAGCACUGACUUCCGGAGGCGGGUGGGUUUUGCCAUGUCGAUGCCCUCUGCCAAUCUGUCCAUCUACAUCAAUAACACGCAGGAGUCUGACUCCGGGCGCUAUCACUGCCACGUCAUCAUUCCUGGAGCUCCAGGCCUGUCUGGAGAGCUACACCUCAAUGUUAAAGUUCCUCCAUCCACGCCUGUGUGCUCUAUGACAGGAAAUCCUGUACUGAGUGGCAAUGUAACGCUGAGCUGUAAAUCCAGCCAUGGCAAACCUGUUCCUCAGUACAAAUGGACCAAAGCAGCUCCUCUUUCUGAGGUCUUCUUCUCUCCCAUGCAAAAUGAGAGGCAGGGCACCCUUCGACUUAGCAAUCUCACCAAAAGCAUGUCCGGCAAGUAUGUUUGCCGCUCCAGCAACACGGCUGGGACUGACAGCUGCCACAUCAAUCUAGAGGUCUCCACCCCUAACAACGCCUGGGUGAUCGCCGGGGCCACGGUGGGCUCCGUGGUGGGUCUGAUGGCUCUAGUUUUAUUCCUGAUCUUCAUCCUGAGGAGAAACCGUGACACAGAAGAGGAGAUGGCCAAUGACAUCAAGGAAGACGCACAAGCACCGCAGCGCGUCUCCUGGGCAAAAAGCGGCACAGGAUCGGACAUCAUGUCAAAAAACGGCACAUUAUCCUCAAUAGCCACCAGCCCUCCUGCACAGGACCCUCAGCAUCCGCUCCAAAACAACCACUACCCAUACCCCCCCGGGGCCUCGGACACGGCCUCCAUCCUCACCACCUCGGGAAGCACAACCACCUACCGCCUCCGCCCAGGGGAGCCCAACCCACUGCACGGCCUGCCCGGAUACAACGCCAGCAGCACGCCCAAUCACACGCACCGCCCGCACCAGCGCCAACACACUCCCAACAGCUGCUCCGCACAGAGGACCGAGGGGCCGCAGCCGCAGACCCCGCGUCCGCUCAACAUGCCUAUAAACACUGCCACGCUGUCCCGCAUGGGUGCUGUGCCCAUCAUGGUGCCCACCCAGAACCACGCCGGGUCACUGGUGUAACGACUAGCCAAAUGUAUGUGGGGGGAAAAGGGUUUCGACAAAUGUGACGAUAAAUUUGGCUAAAACCUUUUUAUACAGAGUGAAGUACAGUAAGAUACAGUUCCAUGUCGAAAAACACCUUUGUUACGUUUUUUUCUAAUGAGAUUAAUCUGUGUUUUAAAGCCUAAACACUCUGUGAAGUUCAUUUUUUCGAACCGUUUCUGAUCGAGAACAGUAUUUUGUUUUUAUUUUGUGCGUUACGCGUUACGACGUCCACUUUGUGUAACGGUCGUGUUUAUGGAUUCAGAUUUGUUCAGUUAUUUAGACAUUCGGGAACAUUUUUGACAGUAAUCUUUAGCGUCGGCUGUUCUUGUGCCUCUUGUGCCUCCGUUUCUCUCAGGAGUUUUCGCUUUUUCUGUCAAGAGGUUGACAGAUUUCUGAAGCAGAGCAGGUUUCAUUUCAAAUGUUACGUUUGUUUAGAUAUUUAGAGAGAAAAGGGAUGAGCGUAAAGACGAAGGUUUAAAUGAGAACCCGUGGAAAUGCCGUUUUACGAUGUAGAGCAUCAAACAAAUAAAUGCCGCUGUCUGCCACGCUCGCGUACUGAAGCAGGGGGGGACUCUUAAUUUGUAAAGCGUCUGAUGAUGUAAGGUAAAUGAAAGUGUCCAUUUAUUUAUUUGUGUGUUCAUGACAAUGUAUGAAAAACUAGCCUUGUGGUUUAAUGACUUGAAUAUCGAAAGCAAUGUUUAAUGAUUUUUGAUAAUAGUGUCAAUGCUGAAUGUUAUUGUGAAUGUUCUGGCUGGAGAUAUUGUUUACUCUGUAAUUAAAACUUUUCCACUUAUUUUGCUCUUUUCAAAUUGGCAUUAUGUGAAAUCGAAAGCAUUAUACAGUAACUGUCCACAUGGUGGAAGCAGGGAAAGUGGAAAAUGCCUCAGUGAGGUUCAAGUGUUUAAGCUGAGGUGCUUGUUCUGAUAAAUCAAUACAGAAAUGCAUUGUAAAACAUUUUUAAACUAGCACAUCUCUUUAACGAGGCAUUUCACUGACCCAGCAUUA
Messenger RNA from Puntigrus tetrazona (Sumatra barb), 2699 nucleotides. RefSeq names its product endothelial cell adhesion molecule b (gene esamb). Gene Ontology annotation, biological process: homophilic cell-cell adhesion. The transcript has 7 exons. Gene Ontology annotation, cellular component: adherens junction; plasma membrane. Gene Ontology annotation, molecular function: cell-cell adhesion mediator activity. The record is from RefSeq and is a predicted model, not a curated record. The coding region runs from base 384 to 1670 and encodes 428 amino acids. NCBI's taxonomy places the organism in Eukaryota, Metazoa, Chordata, Actinopteri, Cypriniformes, Cyprinidae.